Messenger RNA from Didymodactylos carnosus, 1401 nucleotides. The record is from the annotation of a GenBank genome assembly. NCBI's taxonomy places the organism in Eukaryota, Metazoa, Rotifera, Eurotatoria, Philodinida, Philodinidae.
AUGUCCCAUAAACAUCAUUUGGCCACUCAAAUACAUGCAACUUUAACAGAUGCUGUUAAAUCGUUGGCUCAUCAUGAAAAAAGAUUUAAAAAAACUCGCAAGGAAAAAAUCUUUGAUCUUUCACGUUUAAAACCAGGCGAUCAUAUUUCCUUUUAUCGAAGUGAUCUUCAUUACUCUCAUCAUGGUAUUGUAAAAGAAGCUAAUACGAAUCAUUUAGUUAUUAUUCAUUAUUUCAAUACUGUUGAAAAUGCUUGGGGGAGCUUGAUAAGAGGGAGCUUGUAUAUUGCUAAAGUUAUUGAAACAGAAUGGCCAUUUGACAUCGAUAAGGAAGAAUUAUAUUUACAUCAUUACGAUAAUAUUCAAUGUUUUUCAAAUGAAGAAACGUUAAAACGUGCAUCGGCGAAUAUCGGUGAAACCGGUUAUAGUUUAUUUUCGAACAAUUGUGAACACUGGGCACGAUGGUGUCGUAGUGGGGAAAAAUAUAGUGAACAAGUAAUUCAAUUUCGUCAACGAAUUCAACAAAAAACAGCUGCACUACUCAUUAUAGAUCCGAUCGCUUAUAUUGUUAAAGAUGUGGCAACAGUUGGGACUAAUACGUUCGGAUCAUUUUUGGGACAUGUUGCUGGUGGAUUGAUUCUAACAGCCGUCGAAAGUGUUUCGACUGCUAUUGAUCUAAGAAAAAAAUAUAACGAUCACAAAAAAGGAGGAUUAAGUGAUUUAGCAUUCAAAAAAUAUGUUGUAAGAAGGAUAACGUCGGCAUCGGGGACCGUUAUUGGAGGUAGUGCUGGAAUGAUCGUUGGUACUGUAUUGAUUCCUGUACCCUUAUUAGGAUCUACCGUUGGUGGUUUAACAGGGUCUAUUGGAGGAAAACUCAUUGGUGGUAUUACGGGUAUUGCGAUUUCAAAAAUUGUUGAGGUGUACGACAAACAAAAGCGACAGAAAAUAGCGAGUAUGGAAACAAUACCACUACUUAUGGCCUAUUUAUCCCGUGAAGAGCAAUUAGUUCAAAGCUUACUGACUCUAACGUCUAUAAAUGAGCCGAACACGGAAAACAAGAAACACGGCUUGAACAAACCUUUAUCAUCAGCAGAAUUCACGGCGCAGAAUUCUAAUGUAACGUAUAAAUCGUUAUAUCCAUCAUUAGAUGAAUUUUUGAACACCGAAGAAUACACUAAAACAUUUUCCGACGAAAAAUGUAGGACUGCGACAAAAUUAUCAGAUAUUCUUUCAACAACAAAAGAUACGAGUUUGUAUGAUUAUUUCGUUCUUACACCAUUACCUGACAACAAUAACGAUCAACAAUUCAUUACAGCUGCUGAUCUUCUGGUAUUGAGGUGGCCAUCAAAUAAAUGGGAUUUCAGUGAGGAAAAAGUUUUGGAAAUAAACGAAAUAACUGACUAA